Molecule: messenger RNA, 1587 nt
Organism: Lindgomyces ingoldianus
Lineage: Eukaryota; Fungi; Ascomycota; Dothideomycetes; Pleosporales; Lindgomycetaceae
Exons: 3
Coding region: 436-1218 (260 amino acids)
Cellular component (GO): membrane; cytoplasm
Source: RefSeq, a predicted model, not a curated record
CGCAUCGAUUCGCCAACGGAUACCGGCGCCAUGCGAACCAGCAAUCGCUCUGUUGCCCAAGGUGUCAUCGACGCCGUUGAACAGGCAGCGAUUUUCAUCUAACCCUUCAUCUCCAACCCUCAUUUUUAACGGAACAGCAGUGAGAACCGAAACACGGCCCGAAAGCCAACAUCAGGAGAGAGCGAGCGCGUGAAGUGUUCAGAGUCAGAGCGCGUUCGUUCUCCAACCGCAAAAGCACAUCCAAAACUGCCGCGGGCGCUAGUCCACUUUGGUCGGCCGAGGGACUCGGACAACAAACACUCCCAGCCAUCGCCCUUGCCGUCAGCUUCACAUCGCCCAUCGACACCUCCCCCGCUCCCAAUCUGCUGCACAAACACGCCCGACGCGCCUACCCGUCGCCUGCGACUGUUCCUGCUAGUUUGAAGCGUCGCCGCCAUGUCGGUCAAGUUCGAGAAGGAGACGAUCAAGACGACGGGGGCAGCUGCGACCGCUGCCGCCGGCGUCGUGGGAGCGAAAGGAGGAAAGCACGAUCUUGUCCACAACGUCGGCGAAGCCCUGACCAAAGGCGGCGGCGCAAAUGGAUACCUCGCAGCUUAUCUCAAGCAACUGCAGGACAACCCGCUGCGCACCAAGAUGCUGACCUCGGGCACCCUCUCUGGUCUCCAGGAGUUCCUCGCGUCUUGGAUUGCACAUGACCGGAGCAAGCAGGGCCACUACUUCACCUCCCGUGUCCCCAAAAUGGCCAUCUAUGGUGCUUUUAUAAGCGCUCCUCUGGGCCACUUCCUCAUUAGCAUCCUCCAGAAGGUCUUCCGCGGAAGGACCAGCCUGAAGGCGAAGAUUCUCCAAAUUCUCGUUAGCAAUUUGAUUAUCGCCCCCAUCCAAAACUCUAUUUACCUGGUCUCUAUGGCCAUCAUCGCCGGCGCGCGCACCUUCCAUCAGGUACGCGCGACCGUAAAGGCCGGUUUCUGGCCUGUCAUGAAGGUCAGCUGGGUUGUCUCUCCAGUCUCGCUGGCAUUCGCCCAGAAGUUCCUGCCCGAGCACACCUGGGUACCUUUCUUUAACAUCAUUGGAUUCAUUAUCGGUACAUAUAUCAACUCGCAUACCAAGAAGAAGAGGCUGGCCGCAUUGAGGCGGAAGCACUACGGUGACGGAAGGUCUCAAUCGGGACGACCAGGUGACAGGCCAGGUGACGAUUAUGACCGACGUCCCGGGUAUUAGACGUCCACGAGUGGGUCGCCAGCAACGACUGUGUCAGGCUCAGAUACGACAUUUCGAAGGUCCACGAAGAUCCGCAGCUAGCGUCAAAGAUUGCCGCGGCAGAUGUUGUCAUCCCUUAUCGUCGACCCUGCGUCAACAUCAGGGGCCGGCACCACGUAUUUCCUUCGGCUGACGACAAACUAAUGGGACGGGAGCGAGCAGAUAGUUUCUUUGCUUUUCGACAUCCGGAAAGCUCGUCGCCGCUUCAGCAUCCAUUUCUGGGUGCGCCGUAAGUGACAUUGUAUAGUUCUCGCACUUCUGCUCAAGGUAAUUUGGAGGCAGGAUCUUGGUGUUCAUUUUGGAUUUGCAAAAUUACAUACCUUUCCUCCU